CCAAUCACCAUAUCACCACCACCCAACCCAAUCGCAAUGGCCCAAAGUCAAUUCCACCCCAUCCCCGGCGUCGCCGCUCUGGUCUACAAUAGAGAGGGCAAGAUUCUGUUUGCGCAGCGAAAAGGCAUUCUCGGCAACGGCAAGUGGGCUCCCGCCGGCGGGCACCUCGAGAUCGGCGAGACCUUCACCGAGUGCGCCGAGCGCGAGGUCAUGGAGGAAACGGGCCUGCGCACCAAGAACCACCGCUUCGUCGGCGCGACGAGCGACAUGAUGCCGAAUGCGCGCAAGCACUACGUCAGUCUGUACGUAGCGUGCGAGCUCGUGGACCCGGACGCCCAGCCUGUGAACAUGGAGCCUGAGAAGUGCGGCGGCUUCCAGUGGUUGAGCAUGGAUGAGGUCAGGCUGUGGGCCAACAAUUUCGCCAACGAGGCGCCUGAGUGGCAGGACAAGCGACUUUUCCGGCCCAUUUUGAACGUGCUCAAGGCCUACCCGGACAACGACAUGCUGCGGUAGAUUCGGGCUCGUUGUGGCAUUACAUAUAUCCCUUGUCUUUUUUGCGACCCCG
Aplosporella prunicola CBS 121167 is the source of this 565-nucleotide messenger RNA. RefSeq lists its product as uncharacterized. The transcript is spliced from 3 exons. Lineage: Eukaryota; Fungi; Ascomycota; Dothideomycetes; Botryosphaeriales; Aplosporellaceae. Gene Ontology annotation, cellular component: cytosol. Gene Ontology annotation, biological process: dGTP catabolic process. Gene Ontology annotation, molecular function: 8-oxo-7,8-dihydrodeoxyguanosine triphosphate pyrophosphatase activity. Bases 37 to 513 code for a protein of 158 amino acids. The record is from RefSeq and is a predicted model, not a curated record.